UAACCGAGUCCCGUGGCUAUCCCAUCUCCUGGAAUUCCCCUACGCCACCCCUUUCGAAAGUUGACAGGGUAAUUUCAUGAGGUGGAAGCCUACUUUCUCGUCACACAGUGAUUAUGUCGUCUUAAUCGUUCUUGUAGCUUGGCAUGGACCCGGACGAGAGUGACGUUCCACCGCCGACGGAUGUCUCUCGAGUGGACUCCACUCCGGCAGGUAGCGAGAUGACGCUCGACGGUCCUUCGCAGUCGUCUUCGAGCGGAACCUGGACAUCACCCCCAAACCUCGACGCUCAGAGCGAGGCGAGCUUGCGGCAAGCCUCGGUAGCCUUAGACGCUGCCUAUGAGCGAAUAACUCAACUACGGACUAGCAUAAACCGCCUCUUAAAUCGAGUGCCACCCGGGAGUACUCCUCAAUCACCACCUUAUCGAGGUUCAGAAGCAGGAAUGGGACCUGAUCACUCAGCAAUAAUGCUCUCGAAUGGCGAACUUGCAGGAGAGCUGAAUCUACGAGCGGAGAGGUUGAGGACGCUCAUCUCUCCAUCUGCUCGGCAGAGACUGGAGGACUUCGAGAGGACACGAAUGACCAGGAGGGAGCCUUUCCAAUGGGAGAGGUUUUUACACGGCGAAAGGCCGAGGUAUCUCAGAAAUGAUGUCCCUUCCUUCCAAGCAACGACGGUGUCGCCUCUCCAUUCCCGGUCGCCACCGAUGCCAGAUCUCAUGGUACCAGGUACACGUACAUCCACGCAGCCGCGCCCAUACAUGCGUCAUGAACUCUUGGGCAGUGACUUGGAUGAAGCAAGCACGACGAUCGGAAGACGCGUUGCAAUUCGGGUCGCUGCGGGUUGGACAGACGACUCGCAUGGCACCUCGCAGUUUCGCUCGUUGGAGCAGAGGUUACAGGCACAGACAGCUCAGAUUGCACAUGAGCUGCAGAAUAUGACCGAUCGAUUGAUUGCACGUAGGACUGGACAAUUGGCUGUCCCUACUGCAGCCUACGGAUCUACUCGUCAUGAGCCACCGCAUGCUAGUUUGGGUCCUUUUCCCAAUGAUUUGGCAUCGCCGCGUCACUUUAGAGGUGUCUCCCAGCGGACACCACUAUCCAGAAUUGGGGGUGUCGAUGUUACAACACACCCCGACCCGCCGCCAUCUUCAUCAGGUCUUCUGCCAACAACUUCUUCUGCUGCCGAUGCCCCUGGCUCUGACCGAACUGCUUCUGGUACGCCUGAUGUUCCGGUGGCCUUACCUGUCUUCCUGGAUCUUGAUAAUCCAGUGGAAGUGAGAGAUAGACUACGAGACCUCCUCGCACGGGAGCGCCCCGACCGUUCAACUCAUCCAACAGUUGAAGUGGCCAGACGGGGAAAUCACAAUGUCAAUGUUAGUACCGGGCAGAGCGAACGCACAUCCUCUCCACAACAACAGCCUGGUCAAACCAGACGACGAAGAAGAUGGGGUAAGUUUGGUUAUGAGUACUCAUACAUCUCUGGCUUAUGAGCGCACUAUCACACAGCGCACUUGGAUGCAGAUGGAGA
Pisolithus orientalis is the source of this 1525-nucleotide messenger RNA. RefSeq lists its product as uncharacterized. Lineage: Eukaryota; Fungi; Basidiomycota; Agaricomycetes; Boletales; Pisolithaceae. The coding region runs from base 144 to 1487 and encodes 447 amino acids. The record is from RefSeq and is a predicted model, not a curated record. The transcript has a single exon.